This is a messenger RNA of Cylicostephanus goldi, 519 nucleotides long. The record is from the annotation of a GenBank genome assembly. NCBI's taxonomy places the organism in Eukaryota, Metazoa, Nematoda, Chromadorea, Rhabditida, Strongylidae.
CUGAUAAUGGCUCAUCUGUCAAAUGUCUAUCGAAAAGCGUGGUUGGGUUGGGGAUAUGUCAACAACCCCGAAUUUUCUCUUGCUGACAAAUACCCGUUGAUUUCGACACUUGCAGCUUCUGCAGCUACGGUAGGCCAAUGCGCUCUAGAAGUGAUAACUCGAUUUCGAUGGGACAUUGUUUCAAUAAUCUACACAUCUAAUGAAGUGCGAUUCUGUGACGACAUAAUGGACUCAUUAAUGAAUUCACUCAGCGAUGCAAACGCUGCAUUCACGCCUAGAAUUGCUCUCAAACAGAUCGUAGAUCCGAAUGAUGAUGAAUCAUACAAGCAAACCUUACGACAGAUUAAGGCUAGAUCACGUGUGGUUAUUUUUUGCAUGGACCUCGUAAAUGAUCGGCGCGGAUUCCUGAUAAAAGCGGACCAAAUGGGAAUGACGAAUAACGAAUACGUGUUUUUCAUGUUGGGGCUGCGUAGCAACGCUUUCGGUCAGGACAUUCUCUAUAGACGCUUGGGGCAUUGA